This is a messenger RNA of Blepharisma stoltei, 2340 nucleotides long. The record is from the annotation of a GenBank genome assembly. Lineage: Eukaryota; Ciliophora; Heterotrichea; Heterotrichida; Blepharismidae.
AUGAAAAUCACUAUCAAAUUCGGAGAUCGAGUAUUUGAACUUAAUGUGGAGCCUAAUACCAAAGUCAAAGAUCUCAAAGAUGAAGUCGCUAGAUUAACUCUUGUCCCUCCUCACCUUCAGAAAUUAAGCUUGAUCAGCUCAGGAGCAAAAGUAUUUCCCAUUUAGGUUUUACUUCCAACUUCAUCAAAAAUUUCUCUAUUCAAUGUACAUAAUGGAACUGAAAUCUUCUUAGAAGCUGUAAAUGUUACUUAGAAAGAAACAGAAAAUCCUAUCGCUCCUCAGCCAACACAAGAUGAUAGAAAAGCAGUGAGAAGUCGGACUGCUCAGCCAGUUUUUAAUCCUGCUCCAGUAGCUCAUGUUCAAGAAAGAGGCUCCCUUACCCCUUCUAGUGUAGAAAAAAUUAUAGAGCAUGAAGAGAUUGAAAGCCCAAGCGUAGAGUAUGAGCCAUGACUAACUCAGUGUGUUCUUGCAUGCCAAGAAGGAAAAGUCCGAGAUUUAUUUUCAGUGCUGAAAGAUUAUAUGAGAAAGAGAAAUAUGCGAGUACUUGUGGAAGAUGUUACUGAGUUUUUAAAUUCGCCUCAUAAUGGAAAAUGAAGUUGCAUUCAUUUCGCUUGCUAUAUGGGCCAUGCUAAUAUAGUAAAAGAAUUAAUUGAGCUCGGAGUUAAUUGUAAUAUUGAGACUGACGAUCAUUGAACUCCUUUACAAAUAGCUUGCUACCAAGGUCAUAAAGACUGCGUUGAGCUACUGUUGAACCAACCUUAUAUACAGAUAAAUAAAAUGACUGCAGAACGAGGAACUGGCCUUCAUUUAUCUUCAUUAAUGGGGCAUACAGAAAUAGUCAGACUCCUGCUUGACAAAAGAGCUACUACCAAGCUUGAAGAUCCUUACGGAAAAACUGCAUUGGAACUAGCCACAAAUAUUGACAUUGCUGAAUUGAUACCCAAGUACAUCGGUGAAGAACUAUUAGAAAAAUACGGCCAAAAAAAUCACGAAAGACCUGCAGGAUUCAACGGUGAAGUCUACUCUAUUUCAUCCUGGCAAAUUAAUGACAAGCUUGUAUUUCUAGUAAUUGAUACACAAAAUGGCACUUUUAUCCACUAUAACAAUAAAAAUGCAUAUUUAGAAGGCAUACAGCCUGACAUCUCUAUACCAUUUGUGGAUAUACAAGAAGUUAAAAGUGUUACAUCUACUAUGUCCGAAGAUAAAUUUUAUUUUGUUGUGAGCACUCGUGACAUCACAUUGAAAUAUUAUACAAAUUCGAAAGAUAAAUCGGCAGAGUGAAUAACUCGGCUAUAUGAGUGCAUAAAUUUCUUCCAUCUAUAUAUCCAUCGUCCAGAGAAUAGAGAAUGGCUUGAGAAUCAAGAAGAAAACCGAAUUCCUAUACAGAUGGCAAGCUUUGAGCAUCGAGAAAGCUUUGAAGAAGAAGCCGUUGAAUAUAAUGAAGGAAGACAUAUCAAUGAAGACAGCUUUGACGUUGUCGAAGAAAUCGGCUCAGGAAGCUUUGGGCAUGUUUAUAAAGUCAUCAAAAAAGACAACCAAGAGAUUUAUGCUUUGAAAGUCUUGAACAAAACCAUGCUAAAAUCUCAAAAGCAACUAAAAUAUGCAAUUGCAGAGUGCAAGAUAUUAAAAUCCAUCAGGCAUCCAUUCAUUAUACCUAUAUACUGGGCAUUCCAAACUAAUAGACAUUUAUUUAUGACUUUAGAAUACUGUCCAAAUGGAGAUCUGUCUCUUAUAUUAGAGCAUGCUCAUUACUUAAGCACUGAAAUUUCUAAAUUUUACAUAGCAGAAACUAUAUUAGCUAUAGAGCACUUGCACUCUAUGGACAUUGUAUAUCGUGAUUUAAAGCCUCAGAAUAUCCUAGUCGAUGAAUUUGGCCAUAUAAGAUUAGCAGAUUUUGGCUUGGCCAAGGAAAAUGUUACUGAGAGCAACCCUGCUAUGUCAUUUUGUGGAUCUCCAGCUUAUCUGCCACCUGAGCUUCUGGCUCAAACAGGUGCUUGGAAGCCAGCUGAUGUUUAUUGUAUAGGUGCUAAUUUAUAUGAAAUGCUUGUAGGGCAGCCUCCUUUUUAUACAGAAAAUAUUACUGUUUUAUAUCAACGGAUAUCUAAAUCAAGAAUAAAAUUCCCUGAAGGGAUAGACCCAGAUGCCAAAGAUUUAAUUAAUUUAGUAAUGAAUAAAAACCCAGAGGAGCGUCCCAGUAUUCAGCAAGUAAAGCAACAUAGUUUUUUCAGAGACAUUAAUUGGGACGACCUUUUUGCCAAAAAAAUCGAGCCGCCUAUAAGCCAAGACGAUUUCAAAAAAUUAAAAGUUUUAAAAGAAAAGAAAAAACAAAAAAGACAAUAA